AUGGGUGUCCUACACAUACAACAGCUGUACACCUACCCGAUAAAAUCCCUCCGAGGCAUCUCACUACCAACCAUCACCGCAACAUCCACCGGUUUCCUCCACGACCGCCAGUUCAUGCUAUGGGAUGUCACAAAAUCAGAAACCAUGCAUAUCGGUCUUCGACCGGCAAUGUGCCUUUUCAUUACCAAAUUCGAUAGCCCACGAGAGCCGAACGCAGUCGAAGUCACGUACGGUUUGGAACACACAUAUGACAAACCCGGGGAACCAGUAGAUAAUAGUUCUCUGUCUGUACCUUUGCGUCCCGAUCCGAGUGGCUUGGAGAAAAUGGAGAUCACAAUGCACAAGAGCUGUACCCUGGCAUACGACAUGGGCGAACCAUAUAACGAGUGGUUUACCAAGCGGUUUGGGUACGCGGUCAAGCUGUUGUAUAUUGGGGAGAAUCGGAGGAAGGUGUUGGGCAAUCUUCCGCCAAAACAGGUAUCGAAAGUAUUUCUGCCAUGUUUUCCAACCGCCACAGGACUUGCUUUUGUCCUAUUAGGUGUUUAUCUGGCAUUAUCUCUCAAGUCCAUGCCCACACUGUCAACCCUCGCGCUCGGACUCCCCAUUCUAUGCUCCCUUAUAUGUUUCCUCGCCGCCAAAAGAAGCCAGGCAUCAGCCUGCCACGGAAUCACAUUUGCAGAUCUAGCCCCUUUCCUUGUCAUUUCAGCCACCAGCCACCAGAACGUUCAAGCACGACUCCCUGAUGACGAAAUCCUAGACAUCACCAAAUUCCGGCCAAAUGUUGUGGUCGCUGGUGCAGCUGAGCCAUUUGAAGAGGAUUUCUGGUCUGAGCUGCAAAUUGGUGAGGAUAUCAGAAUGGAAUUGACGCAGAACUGUGCGCGAUGCAGUAGCCUUAACGUUGAUUACGCUACGGGCAAAAUUGCGCCUGGGGAGGCAGGAAAAGUGCUCAAAAUCCUGAGCAAAUAUCGGAGGGUGGAUCCGGGGACGAAAUGGAGUCCCGUGUUUGGGAGAUAUGGAUUUCUACUGGGUACAAAGAGCACCUUUGAUGUUGCUACUAUGACUGAAGGGGAUGAGAUUAGGAUACUGAAGAGAAAUCAAGAAAGGACAGUUAUGGUUGCUACAAUAAAGACGAUAAAUCUCCCAAAAAUGGAGGCCCCGCACUCGGCUGUUGCCCAACUCACCGAGGAUGCUCAUAGUGAGAGCAUGGGCUCCCAGAAUUCCCAGACCGCGGAAGAAUUCAUUGAGUCCCAGCUCCAACUAGAGGCAGAUGCGCGCGAGGCUCUUCCUUAUGCUUUUGACUCUUGCACAUAUGACCUCGGACCACUGCGACAAGUCCUGUUCGCAUGCCUCACCUGCAAUCCUCCUCCUACCGACUCCAACGAAUCCUACACUGCCGCUGCCGUCUGUUACUCGUGCUCGAUCGCUUGUCACGGCGAGCAUACUCUAGUUGAGCUCUUCAACAAGCGCAACUUUGUCUGCGAUUGUGGAACUACCCGUUUACCAUCGUCUUCUUGCUGUACCCUCCGUGAAGAUCCCGCAACCGGCAAGAAAGGUGUGCACUCCCAAGAGGCUGCGGCAGGCAACAGAUACAACCAUAACUUCCGUAAUCAGUUCUGUGGCUGCGGCGAACAGUAUGAUGCAUAUUCAGAGAAGGGGACAAUGUACCAGUGCCUGGGGCUUGGUACCGUCGAGACUGGAGGCUGUGGUGAGGACUGGUGGCACCCGGAGUGUCUCAUCGGCUUGUCGCGUGAUUGGAACAAGGCUGCCCCCAAGGCCAAUGGACUCGGUGGCGGUGAUGCCACUAAUGAAACUUCAGUUGAGGACGAAGAAGAUAUGCUCCCGCCUGGGUUUCCCGCAGAGGAUGAUUUCGACCAUCUGAUCUGCUUCAAAUGCAUCGACUCUAACCCCUGGAUCAAGCCAUAUGCGGGCACUCCCGGAUUCUUGCCGCCAGUUUUCCGAGAAGGUGGGCUCAAGAAGACCUCAAAUGUGACUAAGCACCUCUCCGCUGAGCCCAAGGAGAUCGAACACAAGGAUCAAGAGAAGACUGCACACUCAAAAAAGCGCAAGGCAGAUGACGAAGGGCACACUGGAGGAGAGCCUGUCACCAAGCGUACUAAAGAAGAAGAAGCUUCUGUCGAGGGGCAGCCAUCAAAGGUCAUGAAGGAAGAGGAGCCUACCAAGGAGGAAAACGAUACUCCGACAAAGCCAUCCGCCCCCAAGCACACCGAGCUCCCCAAGUCCACUCCAAUGGAAUCAUUCUCCCUCUUUGCCUUGGAAGAUUUCCAUGGUCAGCUGUGCCGCUGUGCCGACUGCUUCCCCAAGCUUGUUCCCCACCCCCAGCUUCGCGAAGAAGAAGAUACCUAUGAGCCUCCCAUGUCUGACGACGGCCAGGCUGAUGGUGCUGCAAGUGUGGGUACAGGCAGCAUCUACGAUCGGGGCGAGGCGGCACUAAACAACAUGGAUCGGGUGCGCGCCAUCGAGGGCGCAAUGGCAUACAACCAUCUGCGUGACAAACUCAAGGUGUUCCUGCAGCCCUUCGCUGAGAGCGGACAGGCUGUCAGUGCGGAUGAUAUCAAGGGCUACUUUGAAGCGCUGCGCGGUGAUGAGCAGGGCAUAAAAGAUGCCGCUAAUCACGCUUCUACAGUGGGUGGUGACAGCAAGGAUGAUACCAGCGGAGACAAGCGACAUGAACAGAACGGGUACUGA
Penicillium egyptiacum is the source of this 2706-nucleotide messenger RNA. NCBI's taxonomy places the organism in Eukaryota, Fungi, Ascomycota, Eurotiomycetes, Eurotiales, Aspergillaceae. The record is from the annotation of a GenBank genome assembly.